Molecule: messenger RNA, 799 nt
Organism: Charadrius vociferus (killdeer)
Lineage: Eukaryota; Metazoa; Chordata; Aves; Charadriiformes; Charadriidae
Gene: SAP30
Product: Sin3A-associated protein, 30kDa
Exons: 5
Coding region: 1-579 (192 amino acids)
Biological process (GO): regulation of DNA-templated transcription
Cellular component (GO): histone deacetylase complex
Molecular function (GO): protein binding; transcription coregulator activity
Source: RefSeq, a predicted model, not a curated record
AUGUAUCGAAUGGACGAUAGCAGCAGGCACUGCCCAAACGUAGGAACCCUGAGGAAUCCAUACCAGAAGAGGACGUGGUGGUGCAAAGCAGCACUGCAGUUCCUAGCACCCUCUGACCGCGGAGUUGGUGUAGUACGCGCUAUUCAAAGCAAAAAGCAAGCGAUUAAAGAUAGUGUCAAGUCUGAAUUUCGAAUUUCUGUAAGCAGAAAACAGCGGAUCACAAAGCAUAAGACUGCGAGGCACCUCUAUAUCUGCGACUUCCACAAAAACUUAAUCCAGAGCGUGAGGAACCGGAGGAAGAGGAAAGGCAGCGACGACGAUGGCGACUCGCCCGUGCAAGACGUCGACGCUCCGGAGGUUGAUUUAUAUCAGUUACAAGUAAACACACUUCGAAGGUACAAAAGACACUUCAAGCUACAGACCAGACCGGGACUUAACAAAGCACAGCUCGUUGAAAUAAUUGGCUGCCAUUUUAGGACAAUUCCAGUGAAUGAAAAGGACACCUUAACGUAUUUCAUCUACUCAGUGAAGAAUGACAAGAACAAAGCAGAUCUAAAGAUGGAUAGUGGGGUUCAUUAGGCGGAAAAGGUUGGGACUGAGACUCAGGCCGCAAAUCAAAAGACUGAGGGUUUUUGUUGAUAUGCAAAAGCUUUCUUUGUAACUUUUUUUUUUCCCCCCAGAGAGUUUGUCUCUGUUUUAUUUUUCAUAUCCUUGCUGAUUUGUUUGAAAACCAUCUCUUAUGAAACAAAUUUCCUCGGCAAAAGUAUUUUAAAUAAAUAUCACUGAUAUUGUUGCUCAA